Aspergillus aculeatinus CBS 121060 is the source of this 1420-nucleotide messenger RNA. RefSeq lists its product as uncharacterized. The coding region runs from base 210 to 980 and encodes 256 amino acids. NCBI's taxonomy places the organism in Eukaryota, Fungi, Ascomycota, Eurotiomycetes, Eurotiales, Aspergillaceae. The transcript is spliced from 4 exons. The record is from RefSeq and is a predicted model, not a curated record.
GAGAUACAUGGUCAAAAGACUGGCACGAGUUCCUCUCAGACUCACUGCUUCGUCGUUAGAUAAAUAUGCAGAAAGAUUGACCUCCCUUCCACCAAUGGAUGGUCCAAGUGUCACGCCAUUGCUGCAGAGUGAACUAUUACCUCGCAACCGACCUAUCACUGUUGCAAAUUCUCUCCUCAAACGCAGGACGGACAGCAAGUUCGGCCAACAUGUCCAUCAAACGCGCCCGCAGCGACUCCGACUCGCCUGCCGCCGCCGCCGCCGAUCUGUUGUCGUCCGAGGAGGAUGGGGGUCCGUCGUGGCCAGCAUCCCCAGCAUCCUCCACCGCGCCCUCUCUCGGACGCUCCAAGGUGCACUUACCAGACACGGCCGCUCCGGUUGCUGAAGUCAUGCACUGCUCCCUCCCACCGCACCGCGAGACCAUCGCCUUCGCCUCCUACGACGAUUACGAGGUCCAUUACCGGCAGUCACAUGUCAACCGCUGCUCCCAAUGUGGGAAGAAUUUCCCCACGGAUCGUUUCCUGAAUCUUCACAUCGAAGAGAACCAUGACGCCAUCGUCGCUACGCGACGGGAACGAGGCGAGAAGACGUACGGGUGCUUCAUCGAGGACUGCGAGCGCAAAUGCUCGACGCCUCAGAAACGCAGAAUGCACCUCAUCGACAAGCACAUGUUUCCCAAGACAUACAAUUUCUACAUAGUCAAUGAUGGGAUUGACAAACAGACCUCGUUGUUGCGGCCAACCAAGACGCACCGGCGCCGUCUAUCUACUACGCCAGCCUCGCCCCAGGAAGGGCGGCUGAGGAACAGACCGACGUCUGGGACCUUUUCGAGCGCGAACUCGGGUGUGCAACAUACUCUCGCGACUCCCGCGGUCGCCGAUGAGAUAGAGAUCGCCGAGCUGGAGAAGUCCAUGUCUGCGCUGCGAUUCGUGCCAUCCAGUGUUACGAGGAACCAUGGCAGGGUUGGAAGGAGAUCUUGACCUUGCGGUAGCUCGGCAUAUAGCUUACGUCCUACCUGGAAGAUUGAAGCAGGCACACGAACAGAAUCUGUGAUUCUUCACAGUUUUCUGACGCCGGAUCAUUCGAUAACUCAUAUUGCUUUUUUCGGCGCCUUGCUCAAAUUGGGAACCAGGUCACAUAGCAAAAGGGACUCUCCAGAAGGACCUGCAAUAACUAUCACAUGCGGGGAAGAGCAUCGAUGACGUUCCUGUUCCUUCGUGGUAUCAGAGCCUAAAGACUCCCUCCCGUGCCGGAAAGCACCUGCCAUAGUCGGCAGAUUGAGACUCAUGUCACAGGCGAGUGACCACGGCGCAGGAGUUCGCUCUGCUCCAGAAGACAUAGCAAGACAUAGCAAAUCAUAACCUAUCUAUAUACAGGGGUAAUAAAGGAAUAUGAAGACUUCGAGCAGCGUGGGUAUACA